Sphaerodactylus townsendi is the source of this 2485-nucleotide messenger RNA. It is a transcript of the gene RALY, whose product is annotated as RALY heterogeneous nuclear ribonucleoprotein. Gene Ontology annotation, cellular component: nucleus. Bases 863 to 1705 code for a protein of 280 amino acids. The record is from RefSeq and is a predicted model, not a curated record. Gene Ontology annotation, molecular function: RNA binding. The transcript is spliced from 10 exons. NCBI's taxonomy places the organism in Eukaryota, Metazoa, Chordata, Lepidosauria, Squamata, Sphaerodactylidae.
GGUUUGUUAAGGCAUCGCCCUCUCCCCGCCCCCGUUUGCUCGGACAUCAGGGGCUCCUCGUUGCAAGAAAAAGGCGCGCGCGACUGCUGACCGCACAGAGUCCCUUCCUGCCGCCGAGUGCUUUGCUUAGCCGAGCCCAGGGCUUGCCAAAGAUCCGCACGCAGCAAAGGCACGAGGACCCGGCAGGAAGCCGAGCUGGGGAUUACGCGGCUUAUUUAAGGAGGCUCCCAUCUGCGAGACGCUCGAGCGGAGCCCAGAAAUAAACCUCCCCGCUUUCCCUCCCCGCUGCCUCCUCCUCGUCUGCUACCUUCAGGAGCGGACUUUUCCAAAGACGCUAUUCCGAGGGGGGACGUUCCUCCGAGCCCCCGCUCUUAAUCCUCGCCCAGCGAGGCACCCCCUCCCUCAUACACAAAUCUCGCUUCAGCAUCUCCAAAGGUAAUUCUGGACGGUCCUCUCCGGCGCAGGAGCCAGGCGGCCGUUCAGUUCUGUGAGCUUCUGCCUCCCCCCUCUUCCAUCCCGGCAAUGGUGCGUCCUGCUGGAAGGACUCUUCGCGGCCGCCCCGGACUGUUCAACGUUGCCAGUGUGCUGGCAGCUCGCUAGAGUUGCGGUCGGGCGACUGGCUCGGGGAAGCCGCGGCUGCUGUCCUGUUUACUUUCUCUCUGUGUGUGUUUGGUGGCUCUCUCGCUCUUUGCUCCUUCCUUGUCUCUCACUCACUUCUUUGAAAUUUUUGCCUCUGAACAUUUUCUUGAUUGGUAACACCAGGACUAUAAAGGAAUACUUUGACCUCAGUUUGGCCUCCUCAUCUAGUGGGCAGAACGGAAUAGCAGACUCACACUCCUCAAACACCAUUACUGGUGUCAAGAUGUCCCUAAAGGUGCAGACAAGUAACAUCACAAAUAAGAAUGAUCCCAAGUCCAUCAACUCCAGAGUCUUCAUUGGAAACCUCAACACAGCUGUGGUCAAGAAGUCAGAUGUAGAGACCAUCUUCUCCAAGUAUGGCAGAGUGGUGGGCUGCUCUGUUCACAAAGGCUAUGCAUUUGUACAGUACUCCAAUGAGAGGCAUGCACGGGCUGCUGUCCUGGGGGAAAACGGAAGAGUGCUUGCUGGGCAGACACUAGAUAUAAACAUGGCUGGAGAACCAAAACCCAACAGACCCAAAGGGCUGAAGAGAACAGCAUCCGCCUUGUACAGUGGCUAUGACUUUGAUUACGACUACUACAGAGAUGAUUUCUAUGACAGACUGUUUGAAUAUCGAGGACGGGUCUCACCUGUUCCUAGAGUGGUUCCUGUGAAGCGUCCACGAGUGACAAUUCCUUUAGUAAGGCGUGUAAAGGCAACCCUGCCAGUCAAGCUCUUUUCGCGAUCUGCUGCCAUUGCACACAGUUCAGCCAAAUUAAAAUUGAAAUGCAACGAACUACAGACAAUCAAAACAGAGCUGACACAGAUCAAAUCUAACAUUGAUGCUCUUCUGGGAAGAUUGGAACAGAUUGCUGAACAACAGAAAGCAUCUACAGAGGUAAGAAAGAAAGCAGAUGGAAACAAAAGCGAGCUCUCCCAAGAAGACACAGCAUCAGAGGCAGAAAUUAACACGGAGGAGCUGCUAAACAGGGAGGAGGGCGAAGAGGAAGGCCUGGUGCAGGAUGACUGUGAAGACGAAUUGGAGAAUAGCCAUUAUACAGAUGUGGAUGACUCCAGCCUACAGUAACCAGCAUGCCAUUCAGCACAGCCGCCAUGGAAAACCCGGGGAGACAGCAAGAGAUUUAAGUCCUGCCUUGGCAUGUUGAUCCAGACAAGCAUAACAUGCUGGACUGUCAUCUUCUCCACCUGGCAUCCAAAAGGAGAAAUAUGGACCCAUAUCUCUGAGCCAUUUUGUAGUACUCAGCAAACUAGUUGUCCCAGUGGAACCCCACCACUGCUCCCAACCCACCCUUGUUCUACAGACGAAAAGCCCUGCUGCCAGCAAGCGUCACUUGUUCCGUGAUUCUUAGCAGCCAAAUACUAGAAUUGAUUUUAUAUUGGCAGACAAAGAUCUUGGGGUUUUUUCUAGCACCAAGUGAAGCAAGAAAUAUACAGGCUGUCUAAAGAGUCUUGUUCCCAAGACAGAUGGGGGCAUGACACUGGCGAGAGAGAGAAAUCACUACAUAUGAUUUGUUUUUGCUAUUAAGAUCGUAAGCACCACUAGGGAUGCCACCUCCUAAGCAACUUUAGACCUGCACCACCAUCACUGGGGGGAAAGAAUACACAAGCAUUUGGAGCAUGUUGGUUUCUAUACAAGAUCAUGGACAGAGAACAUGGCCAUUGAUGGGUUAUUCCUGAAUGUUUACAAACCCUCUUUAUUCAUUCAGUUUCCUACAGAUCACAGCAGGCUAACAGCAAGUGGUAGAUCUAGAAGAAGAGUUUGGAUUUAUACACCACCUUUCUCUCCUGUAAGGAGACUCAAGGUGGCUUACAAGCUCCUUUCCCUUCCUCUCCCCAUAACAGACAC